Nannochloropsis gaditana CCMP526 is the source of this 1068-nucleotide messenger RNA. RefSeq lists its product as uncharacterized. The record is from RefSeq and is a predicted model, not a curated record. The annotation marks the transcript as partial. The transcript is spliced from 3 exons.
CAGGCAAGCAAUAAUUGCCUUCCACGCAGCACAAGAAGAACGAGGCGACACGCUCCUUUCUGGUUUUUCCCUCCUUUAAGGCGGGCACGGGGUUGGACUCCUUCCUCCCUGUCCGCUGUCACUGCCGCCCUCUCUUCUCCUUCCUCGUCUUUUUAUCCCUCGCCCCUCUGUGUCCAUUGCCAGGCAUAUCAUGCAUCGCAGUCGGCGAAUGAACUGUCGAAUAUUCUCCCUAUCUCGUCUAGUGCCGUCCCGGAGAGGAAGCUGGACCAGGCCCUGGUUCCGUGGCUGGAAAAACAUACCUCUCUCCCUUCCUUUUCUUCAGCUACGCCUCUGUCGCCUCCUACCCUCCUUGACGUCCGUCCUUCAUCCAUACCCAAUGCCGGGCGUGGGCUUUGGCUCAAACCCUAUCAGAAUGUUGCCAAGGGCGACAUCCUCACGCUAUAUCCCGGACUCAUUUAUGAACUGCCUCACGACCUGGCGGCGCUGAUGCCGUCCGAAGAUGCUUUUGCCUUUGCCCCACCGGACUUCAUGAUAGGAAAUGCCUUCCUUUUGCGCGUGUCCGUGUCGUCUCGGGAUUUUCUCUGCGACGGGCGGCCGUUUGGGUUGUCGGCCCAUAUGUUUCGCGCAAUUUCUCGACGGCAACACGAGCGGCUUGGCCUCCAGGUCAACGACGCUUGGUUGGAGGGGGAGGGGGAAGGCGGGAAGGAAAACGGGGGAGGGACAGCAAAGGAAAGAGGCGCCGAGGGCGGAGGCAAGAGGUCGAGCCUGGCGUGGGGUCAUCUCAUCAACGAUCCCCAGGGGAGCGGGGGGCGCCCCAACGUGGCGUUUCGGACGAUCCGUGUCACUGUUGCCGCGUCGGCGGCGCCGGCGGCCCCGGCGUCCUCCUUCCCUCCCUCCUUCCCUCCCUCCCUCGUGCCCUCCCUCCCUACCCUGUCCGCCUCGGGGAACAAUGCGAGGGAACGCGUGGUGAUCGCGGUCGUGGCCGUGGAAGCGAUGGAGGGAGGGGCGGAGGGGAAGGAGCUUUUCGUCCAGUAUUCUCAGGAUCCGACGCAUUUGGGCUACAUUUAG